Lodderomyces oxycetoniae is the source of this 285-nucleotide messenger RNA. It is a transcript of the gene PGA58, whose product is annotated as Pga58p. The transcript has a single exon. The record is from RefSeq and is a predicted model, not a curated record. NCBI's taxonomy places the organism in Eukaryota, Fungi, Ascomycota, Pichiomycetes, Serinales, Debaryomycetaceae. Bases 1 to 285 code for a protein of 94 amino acids.
AUGCAAUUCUCAACUGUUACUUUAAUUGCUGCUGCUACUGCUGCUUUGGUCAAUGCUGAUAUCCUCACAACAACUACUAAAGUAGAAACUUUGGUCACAAUCACCGAUUGUGGUCCAACCGUAUCAGACUGUCCAGCUUCCCAUGUUGAAGAAGAGCAUUCUACAUCCAUUAUUGAAUCACCAGUAGAGGCACCUGCUAAUGUUUCAACUUUCGAAGGUGCUGCUUCUAAACAAUUUGCAGUUGGUGCUGUUGCUUUAGCCGCUGGUGCCUUAUUAGCUUUGUAA